Molecule: messenger RNA, 3540 nt
Organism: Myxocyprinus asiaticus (Chinese sucker)
Lineage: Eukaryota; Metazoa; Chordata; Actinopteri; Cypriniformes; Catostomidae
Product: mediator of RNA polymerase II transcription subunit 15-like
Exons: 18
Coding region: 1188-3341 (717 amino acids)
Biological process (GO): regulation of DNA-templated transcription
Molecular function (GO): transcription coregulator activity
Source: RefSeq, a predicted model, not a curated record
CUAGGACAAGAAGAUUCUAGAGGUGAACUAAUCUUUCUGUUUCUCAUAAUUUGUCUUUGGUUGCAUUAUCAGUUUUUCCUUAUUGGGACUAUAAUCAAAGUUUGGGUAAGUAGACGCGUUGGGGGGGAUUUGGCUAUUGAAAAUGUAACAUUUUAAUUUAAUUCUGCUCAAAUGAACGAAAUGAACUAAAUUACUUGAAUAAAGAUUCGUUCAUUUAGCUGAACGAGACAGAAGUAAAAUGAUCCGAUUUUCCCAUCACUACUGCAAACUUGUCCAAAUCUGGCAACCCGGCGGUGUCGAAAUACUACUGGUGAGUGGGCAGUGGGCGGGAUCACACAGGCCAAAACAAAAACAGAAAUUCCGGCUGGAAUGGAAAUUUCAAAGUAGAAUAUACUGGCUGUACCAUUGUUAUCAGAGAAGUAUUUCAACUUAGCAUGCUUCCUAAUUCUCUAAUGACAUAUUAUGGUCAUUUUAUGAUCUAGUACUGUAAAAAUAUUACAUAUAGCACCUUUGAUUAUUUGGGUUACACUUUCUAAAAUGAUAUUAUUUAUGUAGAAUAUAUUUUAAAACAUGAAUAACGUUAAUAUCUGUUUGCAUUUUGUGACAGUUGAAGGGCAUUCGCUCCCUAACAUUCAGUGAACAAGGAGGGAAUAUAGACAUUACUUUGAAUAAUAAAGCAAGCUUUUCUGUGAAAGUGUUUUAGAAAGUAAGUUAAAAUUAAUAAGUAAUGUGAUUAUAUUUUAUGGAUAAAGUAAACUGUAAAGUCAUUAAUAUGAUUACAGUUUUAGAGAAGUAAUUUUUAGUGAAUUACUUUUUUUGGCUUACCUAACACUGGGCGCUACUCUGAAUAAGGUCAGUUGUGCCCUAGCUGUUAACAUUUGCUACAGUAGUGUUUUUACUUGAAUAAUUAAUUAAUCUCUGGAAGUCGACAAUAUUUGUGGCAAUGUAGGCCUAAUGUACUUUUUUUUUUUUUUUUUUUUUUUUUUUUCUUACAGGAAUGAAAUCAGUCCUUUAGUAUAAAGCUAAAGCACACAGAACAUCUAUCGAGAACAGCUGCAGUGCUUUCUGUUCAACAGCAGUUCUAGGUGUUUGAGUUCUAGGGCAUUUCCUGCUGUUCCUCUUUCGUCCUACUCAGACUUGAAACUUGAAGCAGUUUGUUUUAACGUUUUUAUUCAGUAUUAUCAGCUAUGGAGGUCCUAGGUCCUGAAAGUGACUGGAGAAGUCCAGCUUUCCGACAGAAAGUAGUGGCUCAUCUAGAGGACGCUAUGAGAAAAGCAGGAACUGCUCACACAAAGUCAAGCACUGACAUGGAGAACAGUGCAUUUGUCAAGGCAAAUACCAGAGAGGAUUAUUUGUCUUUGGUUGCAAGGCUGAUAAAUCAUUUUAGAGACAUUCAUAAAAAGGCACAAGGGGGGCCAGACCCCAUGAAUGCCCUGCAGAAUUUAACAGGAGUGGGUGGAGGUGGUCCUGGCUUCACUGGCAUUGGACCACGCCCACCUGGUGCUCCUAUGAGUGGUAUGGGAACCAUGGGGCAAAUGCAAAUGGGUCAACUUUCCAUGCAGGGGGUAGCAAGAGGCCAGCAGGCUGGAACUGCUGGGCAGAUGCAAAUGAUGCAGCAGCAGCAGCAGUCCAUACAGUUUCAGCAGUUCCAGACACAGCAGCAGCAGGCAUCAAUGCAGCCUCAGCAGCAAACAACUAUGCAGCAGAAUCCCAUGCAGCAGCAGUUGAACCAGCAGGUCCAACAGAUGAAGCUCCAGCAGCAUCUCCAACAGCAGCCCCAUCAGUAUCAACAGCUGCAGCAUCAAAAUCUUCAACAGCAGCACACCCAGAAUCAGCAGCAGCAGCAACAACAGAAUCAGUUGCACCAAAACAGACUCCAGCAGCAGCAGUUAGCACAACUCCAACAGCAACUGCAACAACAGCAACAGCAGCAAGCCUUGGCCCAGUCUUUAGCACAAAUGACUCAAGGACAGCAUCAACAAAUGAACUCCCUCAGCCAACAGCAGCAACAGCUAAAGAUCCAGGCGAUACAGCAAGCGAGAGCUUUGCAGCAGCAGCUGCAACAGCAACAACAACAGCAGCAGCAGCAAGUUCUGCAGGUCCAUCAGGCGGCCCAGCUUUCAGGAGUCCCUGGACAGAUGAUGCCCCGUCCUGGGAUUCAAAUUCCACCCCGGUUGCCCCGUGCCACCCUGAACUCUGCCAUUCCUCAAAACUCAGUUGCCAUGGGAGGACAGCAAAUGCCACAGGGUCAGCAAAUGAUGUCAUCACCCUCUCCAGUUCAGGUGAAGACGCCCCAGUCAAUGCCUCCUCCCCCACAGCCUCAACCAUCCCCCCAGCCCCCCUCCUCUCAACCGACCUCUGUUAGUUCUGGUCCAACUCAUUCACCAGGAGGUUUCCAACCCAGUACCUCUCCGCAGCCUUCCCAUAGUCCCGCAUCUUCAUGCACACCCCAGAGUUACCCCCUCCAGGUACCCUCACCUGGACCUCUCAACACCCCGGAGAAUCUAAGCUCUGUGAUGAGCCCAGCAGGAACCUCGCAGUCUGAGGACCAGCAAUACAUGGACAAACUAAAGCAGCUGUCGAAAUAUAUUGAGCCCCUGCGCAGGAUGAUUAACAAAAUAGACAAAAAUGAAGAUAGGAAGAAAUAUCUGAGCAAAAUGAAGAGUUUGCUUAAUAUUCUGACAGACCCAAACACAAGGUGUCCUCUGAGGACUCUACAGAAGUGUGAAAUAGCAUUGGAGAAACUGAAGAAUGACAUGGCCGUUCCCACUCCUCCCACUCCUCCCCCUCCUCCAGUGCAGUGUACCAAAAAGCAGUACCUGUGCCAGCCCCUGCUGGAUGCUGCCAUGGCAAAUAUCCGCUCCCCGGUUUUCAACCAUUCACUUUACCGCACCUUUGCUCCUGCCAUGACAACAGUUCACGGACCACCGAUCACGGGUCCUUCAGUUCCUUCCCGCAAACGGAAAUUUGAUGAUGAUGAUGAACGCCAGACCAUCCCUAACAUACUUCAAGGAGAGGUGGCUCGGCUUAAUUCCAGAUUCCUGGUCAAUCUGGACCCAUCCUUCUGCAGCAACAAUGGAACUGUACAUCUCAUAUGCAAACUAGAUGAUACAAAUCUUCCCAGUGUUCCACCUCUCCAGUUGAGCAUUCCAGCAGACUACCCUGAUCAGAGCCCACACUGGGAAGAUGUUGGUCAGCAGUAUGAGGCCAACCAGUUCUUGCAGACUGUGCAUAAGAACAUGACCUCUAAGCUGCUCCAGCUUCCAGAUAAGCACUCUGUGACGGCCCUGCUGAACACCUGGGCUCAAAGCGUGAGGCAGGCUUGCCUUUCAGCUGCUUAAGAGAUAUGGCUCCCUAUCUUCAGCAGUAGCUCAUUAUAAUCCAUGCACCUCCAUGGCACAAUGGCAAAUUAAUGAUUUGUUCUUUGUGUUUCUUUGUCUUUUUUAUUUACAUAAAUAUACAACAAUUUUGUUUAGUCCAGUACACUAAAGCCUUAAAAGUUUGUGCAUUGCUUGAUUAAUAAAGUAUUUUUGAAUGCUG